This is a messenger RNA of Aspergillus affinis, 3492 nucleotides long. RefSeq lists its product as uncharacterized. Gene Ontology annotation, molecular function: protein binding; ATP hydrolysis activity. The record is from RefSeq and is a predicted model, not a curated record. The coding region runs from base 1 to 3492 and encodes 1163 amino acids. The transcript has 8 exons. Lineage: Eukaryota; Fungi; Ascomycota; Eurotiomycetes; Eurotiales; Aspergillaceae.
AUGUCCUCUACCGCUUCAGUCCCGGCAGAUCCUUGGACAGAAGCCUUCGAGACACUUGACCCGGAAGAUCAGAAGCGACUAAAUAAGCCCGACACGAGCCUCCUGGGUAUCCUUGAAUCGGUCAGAAAUGACGCCGACUCUCGCAAGGAAAUCUGCCGCCAGAAAGGAUGGAAAGUCGGAGAGAACAAACACGGCGAGAAAGUCACUUUGCGUCAUGCGCUGGAGAAAGUCUCCGUUUGGGUCAAGGAGACCAUCAAGGUCGUUGAUGUCGUUGUGUCGAUGGAUAAGAGCGGCCAGGCCGCUUUGCCGUGGGCUGCUAUUAAGUUUCUGAUCUCGGUGAUUUUUCGUCAUUCAUUUUCUAUCGGAACCAACGACAUCGCAUUAUUCACUAAUAUCACAGAAGCCGUAGAGACGAUUGCCCGGCUUAUUGCGAGGUAUACCGUCUUUGAAAAGCUAUACCUUCAUGAAGAUUGCGAGACUGUGCCUAAACUCCGCGAGUCGCUUCGAGAGUUAUAUGCUGGGAUCCUGCGAUAUCUUUCCAAAGCGAAGGAUUAUUUCACUGGGAACUGCUUGAAGAGAUUUGGUCGGGGACUGUUGGACAUGCUGCGCAAAGAAUAUGAUGAGCUGUGGUCCAAGAUCAAUGAGACAGAGGUGGAAAAAUGGGCGAAAUUGGUGGAUGCUGAGUUGAAUCGGAAAAAGGCUAAACAAGCGAGCCAACAGCAUGAUCGGUUGAAGACGAUAUUGCAUGAUAUGGAACGACCGAUCAUGCAGAUCACUGACCAACUUGCCGCAAUUCAAGAUAAACUUAACAGUUGGUUCUCCCUUCUAGCACUUGGGCAAAUGCUGAUGAUCUUAGGCGAGGAGCGCGUCAAAGUGUUCCAUUGGAUUUCUAGAAUCGAGUAUAGGAAGCAUCAUGAAGAGCUUUCAAAAGGUGUUCUUCCUGGCUCGGGAGAAUGGCUGCUUCGUAGCCCCGAGUAUAUUCACUGGGGGCAAUCGAGCGUGUCUUCCAUUCUCUGGCUUCAUGGCAUACCCGGUUCUGGCAAGACAAAGCUUGUUUCAACCGUCAUCAACAGCAUCCAGCAACAUUCUACCGCGCCCGUCGCUUAUUUCUACUGUAAUCGGAGCAAUGCUGAGGGUGAACGGUCCAUGCCGCGGGAGAUUAUUCGCGCCAUCCUAAGACAGCUGGCGAGCAGCGACCCCGACGUGCCCAUCAAAGAACCGGUGGUCAGGGAAUAUGAAUCCCGCAAGAAACAUGCCGAGAAAGACGGGUCGAGCCUGAGCGAACUAGCGAUCGAGGACUGCACCAAAUUGAUUCGAGAAAUCACCAAAUCUAACCCUGCGACUAUCAUCAUCGACGCCCUCGACGAGUGUGAUCAGCUCGCUUGUUAUGAGCUGCUAGACGCUCUUCACGAGAUAGUAGCCGAGUCUGAAGAAGUAGUCAAAGUCUUCGUCUCCAGUCGUGAUGACGUUGAUGUCAUAGGCCAAAGUCUAGAGAAAUGUGGCCAGAUCCCUAUCAGCCCUUCCCAGAAUGGCGGGGACAUUCGCCGAUUCAUCGAUACUGAACUAGACCGGUUGAUCAAGAAACGACUUCUGCUUAGAGGUCGGAUUUCGAAAGACCUCCGGAAAAAAGUGAUCAAGACCUUAAAUAAGGGAGCGCAAGGUAUGUUCCGUUGGGUGGCUUUGUCGCUGGAGCUUUUACAACGCCAGAAGUUUGAACCAGAUUUUCGGAAUGUCCUCGGUCGUCUGCCCCCGGCGCUGUCUGGGUUAUAUGACGAGGUUUACAAAGGCAUAGAGAGCUCUGGUGUUCACGGUCAUAGAACUGCCGUCAGGGCUUUGCAGUGGCUUCUUUGUGCGCAGCGGUUGCUAUCCGUCAGGGAGCUGUUAGCUGCGAUAUCGAUGGGUUUACCAGGAACAUCGGACGAAGAGUCUAGCUCGAAGCCAUACUUGAGUCAAAAUAGUGACUCGUCCUCAGAAUCUGACCUAGACGAUGAGGCUUAUUCGGCCAAAGGAUCUGAUUAUGAUAUUAAAGAUGGUGACUCUCUUGGUGCUGAUGUGGCCAACGACCAGCAUUCAGUCACCACGACUGAUAUCCUCCAACUUUGCCAGAAUCUGGUGAUUGUUGAUUCGCAACUCAGCGUCUUUCGGUUCGCGCAUCUAUCUGUCCGUGAAUAUCUGCAAACGCGACCCGAGUUCACCGAAGUGGAAUUACACUCUCUAGCCAUGAAAGGAUGCAUGGAUGUGUACAUGACUGAGGCCAAUAUGAAUCCCGCGCAUCAAGAGGCUCUCAAAUCUUACGGCAUGUUCUUCUGGCCGGUGCAUUAUAAGACACUUGACCUAGUGCUUGGCAGCAAAUGCACCUUAGAGCAACUGGAGCAAUUCUUACCUUUCUUCUUACAAGGAGAGGAGACGUCUUUGUCGUACGUGACGUGGGCCAGAGAAAUCACGUCUCAGUUUACUGUCGGCCAACGAAUCAAUAGCCAUCUACGACUAGACAGGAACAACCCUUUGGGUAUUCGACUUGAGUAUGCAGCAUCUACACCUGCGACUCCGCUGAAGGCAGCGUGUGCCUUUGGUCUUGCCUAUUUAGCCAAGAAAUUUGGAUCGCUUUCUGAUUCCAAUGUGAAUGAAAGCCGUUUUCAGUUGCCCCAGAUUGCCGCCUCUGAGGGCCAGAAUGAGAUCCUGCACUGGUUGCUAGAAAAGGGCGUCGAGGUGGACAUAAAGGACUACAAUGGCGAAGUGCCGCUCUGUCGGGCGGCGUCCCGUGGGCAUUUGACCACCGUCAUGUUGCUAGUGGAGCAAGGUGUCGAUUUGGAACGCCGCGAGGACCCUCAGCGCAUGACGCCUCUCCUAUGUGCUGUGAAGGGCAGCCAUCACGACAUAGUCAAGUACCUUCUGCAGGCUGGAGCCAAUGUAGAGACCAAGGACAGGAGUGACUGGACGCCUCUUAUCUGGGCAGUCAACCGGGGGAACAAGCCGAUCGUCGAUGUCCUGCUCAAACAUGGUGCUGAUUUGGAAGCUAGCCCGGAAACUGGAUUUACAGCUCUUUUCCACGCAGUAUUUGAAGAGGAUGUAGACAUGAUCCAUCAUCUUCUCGACCACGGCGCCGACAUCGAGGCCAACGACAGAUAUGACCGAACACCGCUAUUCCAGGCACUGCUGCGAGGUCAGCAAGACAUGAUGCAAUUGCUUCUCAAGAAAGGGGCCAAUACAGAAACGCGCGCCGAGGACGGUUGGACACCACUAACGUCGGCGGCGAUGCAGCCGAACGAGCCGAUGGCCAUGCUGCUUCUGCAAGCAGGAGCCAACAUCGAAGCCAAGGAGGAGGACGGUUGGACGCCAUUGUUCCGCGCAAUAAGCCAGGGCAACGAGGGAAUGGUUGAGUUACUGGUCAAGCACGGUGCCAAUGUCGACGCUAAAGACAAGGACGGCGAGACACCGCGCUCAUUGGCGCGAGUGAUGUCAGAGUACGAAUUGGAGGACUUGCUCGACUGA